Messenger RNA from Zingiber officinale, 2143 nucleotides. RefSeq lists its product as uncharacterized. Gene Ontology annotation, biological process: regulation of DNA-templated transcription. The transcript is spliced from 7 exons. Bases 115 to 1968 code for a protein of 617 amino acids. The record is from RefSeq and is a predicted model, not a curated record. Gene Ontology annotation, molecular function: DNA binding. Lineage: Eukaryota; Viridiplantae; Streptophyta; Magnoliopsida; Zingiberales; Zingiberaceae.
UAGCGUAGCUUCUUCGCGGAAGAUAAACUAGGGUUUCGAUUUCGACGCAGAGUUCUCGUCGCGAUCGCCUCUCCAAAACGAUUUUCUGUGGCGUAGGAGGAAGUAAAGCAGUUGAUGGUGAGGAGGGAGAUGGAGGUUUUCACCGUCGAUUCGUUGCCUCUGGGAUUCCGAUUCCGUCCGACAGACGUGGAGCUGGUGAAUCACUACCUCAAGGGGAAGAUCAGUGGGCGGAUCAAGUCCGAGGUGGAGGUCAUCCCUGAGAUAGAUGUCUGCAAGUGCGAGCCGUGGGACCUUCCCGCUAAAGCGUUGGUCAAAUCAAGCGACGAGUGGUUCUUCUUCUCGCCCAAGGACCGUAAGUAUCCCAACAGCAGCCGUUCUAACCGAGCUACACAGGCUGGAUACUGGAAAGCUACCGGUAAGGAUCGGAUGAUCAGGACUAAGGCGCGGGAGACUGCGAUUAUAGGCACAAAGAAAACACUUGUCUUCUACCAAGGCCGUGCUCCCAAAGGCGUCCGAACUCUUUGGAUUAUGCAUGAGUAUCGAACCACUGAACCCCAGUUUGAUUCAGGAGGGCAGGGUGGUUUUGUUCUGUAUCGGUUGUUCAAGAAGGAUGGAGAGCGGAACCCUGUUUCUGAUGCUGAUGAUUGUAUGGAGAGAAAUGUUGAUGAUACACAGAGUAGUGCUUUGUCUUCUGCUUCAACUAUGCAUUCACUAGGUGGGAUGCAUAAUAUAGAAGAUGCUGCCAUGGAACCUGUGACACCAUUGGAUCAGAAGCCUCCAUUGUGUGAUUCUCAGGAGAACAUACAGCUUUUACCUCUAUGUUCAGAUGAGCAAUUAUCAGGUGCCAGUGAACUGUUUCCCGAUAAAAAUAAUUUCAUAAGAAACAAUCUUCAAAUUCAAGAGGAGAGCCAUUUUACUGGCACUGUGGAAUCACCAUCAGAUGGGGUUGAUUUUUCAUUGGAAGAUUUUACACGUUUUGUUGUCCCAGAGUUGGAAGAAUUUGCUUCAGAUGGUUUUCAUAUCAAUUCCUUAAUGCUACCGCAAAUGGGGCAUGAGCUUUAUGAUGGUGUUGAGAAGCAAAAUCUUGAAGAUGAUUCCAUCACUGAAUUCUUGGAUGGAAUUCUCUGUGAUCCUGAGGAAUGCUCCCCUGAUGUAUCAAAUGCCUGUAGCAGUCUAGCGCCAUAUUAUUCUUAUAGCCCCGCAGAAACAUUUACAAUCUGGGACAGCACAACAUGCAUUAGUGGGGAUAAUAAAGAUAUGACUGCAGAUCAGGUAAUAGAAGUGCUUGGUGAACAGUCCAAACCGCCUGUUUGUUCAAGAAGCGUUCUGCAGAAGAGUAAUGCUGCUCCAGUGAGACAACACACGAGUCAGUUUUCUUUGCUUCAAAAUCAGAAUUUGGGCCAUAACGUUUCCUCCGUGGAGACUACUAAAAGUACGCAUCAAGAAUCAGUUAAUAUUGAAAACAUAGAUAAUGCCAGAAUCCAUAUUAUACCACGAAGGAAUUUGUUGGCAUCUAAUUACCCAAGUGAAGAAAAAGGCUCGUCAACAAACCGGAUACGCUUGCAAAAGUCCAUUCACAAUGUGUCUGCCUCCAAAACUGAUCAUAUAAGCACUAUAAAUGAUGAUAUAGUCCGCUCAGUUAUCCGUGAGGUUCCAGAAAUUGUGGAGCAUCUUGAAGAAAACACAGAGUUUGAUCUUGACAGCAAUAUCAAUGCUAAGGACCCUCCUCGUGGUAAUGCAAUUUUUACAGUGAAAGCAUCCUCUACUGAGUUUGGUGAUGAUCCCAAAUCCACCGGAUUGAGAUCCAGAUGGGCACAUAAGGAUGAAAUCUCAAAGAAGACUAGUGAUCGGUCUUUUAAGGCUUUGGCAAUUACAUCUGGUUCAUACUCUACUAUCAGAAUCAUUUUGAUUCUUUCAGCCCUCCUCUUGUUCCUUUGUCUUGGAUUAAGUUGGUGCCUUAGUUCCUGAUGUAAAAUUUGUGCCUGUAGAAUUUGACAAAAUCUGUUGGGCCUUGUAAAUUUUGUAGCUUUAUAACAUUUAGUUUUCCACUGUUUGCUUUUUACAUGUAUAGUCUACUGAUGUCAGCUCGCUAACUCAUGAGACAAGGUGUUCUGAAUAAUACAUUAGCAAUUCUGCGGAUUUA